Messenger RNA from Maniola jurtina (meadow brown), 686 nucleotides. RefSeq lists its product as uncharacterized. The coding region runs from base 67 to 597 and encodes 176 amino acids. NCBI's taxonomy places the organism in Eukaryota, Metazoa, Arthropoda, Insecta, Lepidoptera, Nymphalidae. The record is from RefSeq and is a predicted model, not a curated record. The transcript has 5 exons.
UGAAGAUAACGACUCAGUGCGUGUUGGCGCUCCGGUGGAAGACCAUGUGUCAUAUAACUUAAUAUCAUGGACCAAAACACGAUCAUAGUGGUGAGCGUGUUCGGCGCGGCAUUGCUGCUGCUGCUGCUGAUCAGCGGCGUGCUCUGCGCGCAGGUCGCCAGUCUGCGCCGCAAGGUCAGCGACCUCAGCGCCAGCGGGCGACUGCGAGUUCAGUUGGAGACGAAGUGGUUACGUCACUUCCUGAAGAUUCACACAUUAACCAUUAUGCGAAUUAACCGAAAGCUCAAAAUGAACCCCGACAAGAACCACGCGUUUCACAACCCUGGUCUGACGCCCGACGAGGAACUGUCUCGUCGUGGCUACUCCAUGUACCAGGGCCCUGACGACGACGUCGAGAGCGGCAGGGGCACUGAACGGCAGACGGGUGGGCAGUUCGUAGAGGAGCUAGCCAAGGAACUGGACAAACGACAACAUAAGCAGGACAACACUCCCAACUUCCUGCUUCAGGGAGUUGACGAGACAAAGAAGAAAAUAAACAAUCCAGUCGCCAACCACGUCAAUCGGCAGAGCGAAACUAAUCCUAACUUUAUAUACUAACAAUUCUCAAAGAAAACAGUGAUGCUGCAAAAGAAGAUAUUUCUAUUUAAGUAAAUUAUGGGUUCCCAAAAAUACCUUUCAGAAAAGUA